Molecule: messenger RNA, 3447 nt
Organism: Plasmodium gonderi
Lineage: Eukaryota; Apicomplexa; Aconoidasida; Haemosporida; Plasmodiidae
Product: initiation factor 2 subunit family
Exons: 1
Coding region: 1-3447 (1148 amino acids)
Source: RefSeq, a predicted model, not a curated record
AUGGAAGACAAAACUUAUUUAACAUUUCAUAAAAGAAAGAAAAAAAGAGUGAAUGGAAAAAUAAGUAGAGAAAAAAUUAAUAAGAAAAAUUUUUUAAAAAAUGAAAAAUAUGUAAGAAUUUCAGCAAUAAAUAAAAGUACAUGUAAAAAAACAUUUCUGAAUACUUUAUUUAAAAGUUUUGUUAAGCCAUACAAUGAAAAAAAUACGGCAUUUUACUCCAUUCUUUGUGUAAUUAAUAAUAUCUACAAAUGUCAUUACUUUUCAAAGCACCGUUGUUUCAUAUGCAAGUCACUGCAAGAAAGGAUAGCACCCGAAUUGCAAGUAGAAAGUACAUAUUGUAAUAGUACCGAUGGAGAAGAUAGUGCUUCUACUACUGAAUCUACUACCAUCGCGUCAAGUAUCGCAUCUACCAUCGCUUCUACCAUCAUUCCAUACGACAUAUACUGCAACUUGCACAAGAUAAACUUUGUUGAAUCGGGCAAAACAAAAAGAAUCAGAAGCAGCGGGAAAAUGGAAGGGAAUCGACGAAGGCAUGAAACCAAAUUGAACCGUUGUGCACGGGAAAAAUGUUCAACUGGAGAUGACAAGCAAAAUUCCCAGACACAACUGAAUAUUGGGGAUAUAUUGGACAAAAUAAAAAAGAAAACAAUAAAUGAGGCAAAUACGGUUAGUGAGGCAAAUACCGUUAGUGAGGCAAAUACGGUUAGUGAGGCAAAUACGGUUAGUGAGGCAAAUACCGUUAGUGAGGCAAAUACGGUCAGUGGGGCUAAUGAGGUCAGUGGGGCUAAUGAAGUUGAUGAAACCAAAAAUGAGGGUGAAAGUGAAGCCCCCAAUGAAGGUAAUUGCAAAGAUGGAGCGUGGGGAGGGAAAGAUGCACAUGGGGUAAUUUCUCAAGAAAGCAUAAAUAUGUUACAAAGAGAAUCUGUAAAAUCAAAUAUAAUAAAUAACAAAACAAGAUUAAGUGUAAGUGUGAUAAAGAAAAACAUUUCUGUGAGUGACAAGAAAGUUUUACCAAUUGGAGGACCGAUUCAACAUUUCGUAAGCACAAAAUUAAAUCUUACAAACGUGCAUAAUUACUACUUUUUAUCACAUGGAAAGGUAAACUUUGAAGAUUUAUACAACUUUGAUAUAUUUGAAAAAAUAAAUAUAUAUGACAAAAUAUUAUUAGAUCUAAGUCAAAAUGAAAUUCACCCCAGUGUAUUAAGAACAGGAAUAUAUUUUAACAAACAUUUUAUCACUACACACAAUGAUAGAAAUGUGGAUUUGUUGAUAGCAUUGAAAUCUUUUAUUAAGGAUUAUUCUCUACCACCAUAUGAGCCAAUUAACAAACAUAUGAAAAUUAUAAUAGAUAAAGAAAUAAAUUAUAUUAUUAUGUGUAAAAAGCACAGUAUAAGUAUGGGAGAAAUAAUUAGGUGGUUUAAGAAUAUUAUAACAGAGCAUAUUGGAAAGAGUACACUAGAAGAAACGAAAGAAAUUAUUACAAACAAUAUUAAUAAUUUUAUUAGAACAAAAAUUGUUAUUCCUUCUAUAAAUAUAUCAAACUACGUAGCAGAGCAUAUAAUUGAUCAUAAUGAUAUUUUAUUAAUAUAUACUUUUGAUUAUGAUAUAUAUUUGUCCAUUGUUAAGGCAAAAAAGAGUGGAAAAAAUUUUGAAAUUGUUUUAGUAGAUUCAGAACCGUAUAAAAAUUCUUAUGAUAUUAAAUUGUAUACCAAAUUGGGAAUAACUGUUACGUAUACAUUAAUUGGUGCCUUAUUUUAUAACAUCAAAAAAUGUACGAAAGUUUUAUUAGGUAUUGAUGCAAUUAUAAAUAAUAGCAUUUAUGCUUAUGUCGGGACAAGUAUCAUAUGCAUGAUAUCUCAUAUUAAUAAUAUCCAUGUUUAUAUAGCAUGUGAAACGUAUAAAAUUAGUAACAAAAUUAUAAUCGAUAGUUAUAGCUUGAAUAAUAUAAAUAAUAAUUUGCACAUUUAUGAUUAUGUAUACAUGCAUCACUAUGAAAACCACCGUUAUCAAAGGCAUUUUUGUCAGCUUUCCCAGAGUCAUAAGAAUACGCAGCGCCAUGCUUAUAAUAAAGCCCAACAGCGUGCUCAUAAUAAUAUGCAACAAUAUGGUCAUAAUAAUAUGCAACAAUAUGGUCAUAAUAAUAUGCAACAAUAUGGUCAUAAUAAUAUGCAGCAAUAUGGUCAUAAUAAUAUGCAGCAAUAUGGUCUUAAUAAUAAUACACGUCAGCAGCAACAUCUUCUUAACUCAAGUUCAUCUAGGAGUGUUACAAAAAAGAACGAAUGCAUGGAUCAUCGGAUAAUAUUUAAUAAAAAAUUAAAUACGUUUCUAGAAUCAUAUGGAAGUAUAAAUUUAAAAUCCAUUCUUUUUAAUAAUAUUAAAUUUAGCACGAAAAGUAGAAAUGCUUCCAAACCCAUUAUCAAAUAUUACACAGAUGCAGAGAAAGAAAAAGUAAAUAUCUUUACAUUCCCAGGCAAUAAAUUUAACCCUAUUGGAGAAAAAAUCGAGCCACCAAAAUUAUCAACGAAUAUUAGUUAUAACCAGAAUCUUCAUGAAAACAAAACUAAAAUAAAGUAUGAACAUAGAGAACAACAGAAUAAUAAUAAUGAAAACACAGAUGAUGAUCUUUUAAAAACAAAAAAUAACCAAAUAUUGAAUACUCAGAAUAGUGCACUUAAAAAUAUAAACGUGGCGUACAAUGAAAAUGAUGACAUUGUAGCUUUUGUUCAAAAUUAUGAUGAACAAAAAAGAGAAACAUUUAUUUUAGAGAAAAAACUUUACCAAGAAGAAAAGGUUGUAAGUAGCACUAGUCUGAUGGACAUGGAUAAAAUUGGUCCAGGGAAAGAUGUAAAAAUAAUCAGUGCUUCUAGCUUACUCACCUCCCGAAGCAGCAGCAUCAGCAAAGUCGUGUCAACAAAAGGAAUAUUGAAACAUUCAGAAAGAACAACAUCGAAUGAAAAGGUAAAUGAAAACAUAAAUCCCUUUUUAAAUCAUAAACAAAAUUGUGGAAAUAUCUCAAAUGAAAGUAAAAAUGUCAUUAAAAAAAAUAAAGUAUUUUUUAAUUUAAAAAGUGAUAAGAAUAGCUAUUCUUUUAGUUAUAACAACCAUUCGGGGACACCUGAUAAUGGUGUAAAUGCACAAAUAGAAUCAUAUGAAAAUGAAGAAGAAAACACUUGCUGUAAUGCUACUUGUGAUUCCAUUUGCACGGCAAUUGGAAAUAUUAAUAUAAAAAAUAUAUGCACAGAUAGGCAUAACCAAACCAACCUUUUUACCUCAGUCAUGUCACACAUAAACAAAAUUAAUUCAAACACCGACAAGUCUUUUUAUGUUGCCAAUAUAUGUAAUGAUGUUACCCCACUUAAGUACAUUACCUAUAUUGUCACUGAGGCAGGUUUAUACACGAGCGAAAACAAAAACUCGUUAAAAAUGUUCGUGCAAAACAGUCUCUAG